UACCCACCUAAGAAGAAAGUAAAAGUUGUUGAAAAAAACAUAAUUUGUAUUACUAAGUGGUCAUUUGCUUGGGCAAAUUAAAAGCAAAGGUUAAGACAAGAAUUUCUUAGAAAUGAUCUUACUAUAAUCAAUGUUAUUUUAAAAACAUCCUGUUAAUCUUUAUAAUUAAAUUUAAAGAAAUAUUCAGCAGUGUUUAAGAAAUAUCAUUUGUAUUGCUGUUAAGUGGUCAUUUGCUUGGGUAAAUUAAAAGCAAAAGCUGACAAAAGAUUUUUUAGAAAUGAUCACACUAUAAUCAAAAUUAUUUUACAAAAAUCCUGUUAAUCUUUAUAAUUAGAUUUAAAGAAACAUUUAGCAGUGUUCAAAACUCAAAGCUAAAAAUGACCAAAAAUGAUAAGAAAUGAUAAAAAAUGGCACAAAAUAUAGAACUACUAUACUGAAUACACUAAUCAUUAAAUAAUGUUCAAAUUGAAUACUAUUUUAAUAUAUCAUUUUUGGUCAUUUAUAAUAAAAUGCAAACUGCAGUAAUCCAAGAUUCAAGAACAUCAAUCUUUCUUGAAGGAAUCUCGAAAUGACCACCCAACUGAAAACCAGUAAUCGUCAAUACGAAAUUGCGAAAGUAAUAAAUUAAUAAUCGAGGCAUAGAGACAGGAGAUUCAUAGCUGUUCAUUCCUAUGAGGGAGCAAAUUUUUCGAAGAUUAAACACGUGGAAAAGUAAAGUAGACCGACCCAGUUUUGGUCAACUUUGAGUCUUUGUUCAUAUGGGAGGGGUACCGGAACGAUGGUUUUGUGAGAAGGGGCCCCCUGUACGACCCCGUGGCCAUAUAAGCAACGACUCCUGCCAUUGUCGGGACAGAGUGUUUCAUCCCUUCGUUGAUUCGCACAUCGUUCCAUCGACGAUCAAGGUAACUUCGUUUCAGGAUUAUAAGCUUUUAAGAAGGCUCCUUAACUCGUGUUUAUCCUGUAUUUAUCAAACUACUAAUUGAUAAUAAACCAUAGUUCGCAUAAUGAGUAUCUCCGUGAACGUUGACAGCUGCUGUAAGAUGCAUUCUCUUUUUAUUGAGGAACGUACAAUGUGUUAAUUGCUUAUCUUCUUGCAGGAGUCAGUCUGGAAGAUAUAGAAACUUUUAGUAUACUAAUAGCGAUACAGUAAUAUUGUUUUGAUUCUAAUCUUCAAUCUAAAUACUAAUUACUCAUUUUAAAUAAUUCAUACUUUAGAUCUAUUUUUUAAAAAAAAUUGAAGCAAGCAAGGAUAUUAUAUAAUUGCUCUCCAAAUAUUGAAUUUUCCUGAAUUAUUCAACUUGUUCUUUGUAUAAUAUCAAUUUUAAAUUGAAUGUUACUAUAGGAUGCAGUUUGGAAUCAUCUUCGUGACAGUGGCAGCCACGUUGCUGCAGGGUGGCCAGAGCGGUUUUGUGUCCAUCAGAAUGCCUUACUUGAAUCCGGCAGGUGUAACCUACAUCAACAAUGUCGAGCCUGAGGCACAUCUUUACGGGCUUCCUGCUAGAGUCGAGGCUCAGCAUGUUGGAUACGCUACCGCCCAAGUGCCAGCAGUAGCUGCUGUGCCCUAUGUCAAACACGUGCCCACUGUAUCUCAUGUGCCAGUAACGAAAAUUGAAGCUCAACAUGCUCUCUUGGAGAAGCAGUUGGAUGUAGUGAAACCAGCCGUUUCGACCCGCAAGUUUGAAGUCCGUCGUCCAGCAAUUCAGAAGCAGUUCUUCGACAUCGAGGAACGCGUUGUGGUUCGUCCAGCUGGAUCAGCCGUGCUCGAAUUGGACCAACCAACCUCGAAGACACCUAAAGGACCAGCAGUGAUCCAAUCUCUGUAUCCCCACUAUGAAUCCGUACAAGCAAUUGGCCAGCAAGUUGUUUCUUCUACUCCAGCCCCUAGUGAUGAUGAAACCGUAGUCGUGGACAAUCCUGAAUUCCGUAAUCGUGCAGUACAGGACCAGGCUAACGCAUCUGGAGCGCAAACAAGACUCAACUUCAAUGGUGCACAAUCAGAAGACACCUUUGUUGCUCAUGAUCCAUCACCAAACGUAGUUGUAAGUCCUAAUUCCACUCCUGAAGAGGACAGACAGAAUCAAAACAGGCUGCUCGAGUUGCUCACUGCUCGUGGAAACGUUGCUGAGGUGGGAUUCGGUAAUCUCGGACUCGCCAAGUCUGCAGUUGGAGACGCCGGUCAGAUAAGAAGUCGGGUAAUCUCCGCAACUCCUGCUCCAGAAUAUGCGGACUCGGCUGACGAACGCGUGUCUACACGACGAGUCGUGGUUAGCAGACCCAUCGAAACUCUUCAAGAAGUGAACGUCGUGGAACCAGCGACGAAAAUUGAAAGAGUAUCCGUGCAUCAACCCACCCUCAUUAAAACAGCACGUCUCGACCACGUUCAGGUUCACGGUUCCGUACCAAUCGUCGGGAAGGCUCUUACAUCGACCAUCGCUCAUACUGCAGUUCCAGUUUACCAGAAGACUUUCUCUCCAGCUUACGAAUACUACCAUUAAACCGGGAAUGACUCUAACUUCUGUGCGUUCAGAAACAGGAUAGUAGAUCUGAAAAAUAGAAACUUAUCAAAAAUUGUUUUUCAUCUAUUUUUGUUUAUUUGUAUGAGCUUACCUGAAUG
Osmia bicornis bicornis is the source of this 2614-nucleotide messenger RNA. RefSeq lists its product as uncharacterized. NCBI's taxonomy places the organism in Eukaryota, Metazoa, Arthropoda, Insecta, Hymenoptera, Megachilidae. The transcript has 4 exons. Bases 1344 to 2495 code for a protein of 383 amino acids. The record is from RefSeq and is a predicted model, not a curated record.